Plasmodium malariae is the source of this 4692-nucleotide messenger RNA. Its product is annotated as kinesin-5, putative. Lineage: Eukaryota; Apicomplexa; Aconoidasida; Haemosporida; Plasmodiidae. Gene Ontology annotation, biological process: microtubule-based movement. Bases 1 to 4692 code for a protein of 1563 amino acids. Gene Ontology annotation, molecular function: ATP binding; plus-end-directed microtubule motor activity; microtubule binding. The transcript is spliced from 2 exons. The record is from RefSeq and is a predicted model, not a curated record.
AUGCUUAGAAGUUCAUACCAAAAUGACAAGUCGAGUUGUGUAAAUAUAAAAGUAAUAGUUCGGUGCAGGCCUUUGAAUGAUAAAGAGAAAAAUGAUAUAAAUAACGAAGAAGUGGUAAAAAUAAAUAAUAACGAAGUAAUAUUAACAGUAAACAGAAAUAACGAAAUUUAUGAAAAAAAAUAUAGUUUUGAUUAUGCAUGUGAUAAGAAUGUAGAUCAAAAGACACUGUUCAAUAAUUAUAUCUUUCAAAUAGUGGAUGAGGUACUUGAAGGAUUUAACUGUACGUUGUUCUGCUACGGUCAGACAGGUACGGGGAAAACGUAUACGAUGGAAGGAAGGAUACUUGAGCAUUUGAAAAAUAAUGAAAACAAGAGAAUAGACUUGAAUGAUAGUAUAAAUAGUGAUAUAAAUUAUUAUUAUGAGUUAUGUGAUAAUGAUGACACAGGAAUAAUUUUUCGAGUUGCCAAAAGAAUAUUUGAUAUUUUAAAUAAUAGAAAAGAAGAGAAAGGGAUGCGAUCAGAACAAGAGAUAGAAGGGGAAUACAACACUGGUAUGCAUAAUAAUAUGUGCACAAACAGCAAUCGGAGUAGUUGUAACGAUAUUAUAGAUAAAGACGGCAUAUCCAUUGGCAUAGAAGAAUUUGCAAAGAGUAACAUACAAGGCAUUCUAAUGGAUCCAGGAAGGGACAGGAAGGGGAGCAGCAAGUCCUUGAUUAAAAAUAUUGGCAGUUUAAGCAAUGGGUGUAAUGGCAAUACUGUUAGCGGACAUACGACUAGAGGCAAUCCCAUUAACAGUAGCGAUAGUAACGUGCAGGGACUGGACAGGCUGGACAGAAUGGACAAAAGAUCAUACGAUUUUACCAUAAAAGUUAGUUAUUUAGAAAUAUACAACGAGGAGCUAUGUGAUUUGUUAAGCUCGACAAGUGAGUGUAAUAAAUUACGUAUAUAUGAAGACACAACAAAUAAGAAUAAAGGGCUAAAUGUAGACAAAUUGGAGGAAAAGAAUAUAAAUUCUUUUGAGGAAAUAUAUUACCUGAUAUGUUCAGCUAUAAAAAAAAGAAGAACAGCAGAGACUUCAUAUAAUAAAAAGUCUAGUAGGAGUCAUUCUAUAUUUACCAUAACAUUAAUUAUGAAAGAUUUAAAUAAUGAAGGAGUAAGUAUAACCAAAAUAGGUAAGUUGAACUUAGUCGAUCUAGCGGGUAGUGAAAAUGCGUUAAAAAGUUCAUGUGGAAAUUUAAAGAUUAGACAGCAAGAGAGUUGUAAUAUAAAUCAGUCUUUAUUAACCUUAGGUCGAGUCAUUAAUGCACUUAUAGAAAAUUCUUCAUAUAUACCAUAUCGUGAUUCAAAACUAACUAGGUUGUUACAAGAUUCGUUAGGUGGAAAAACGAAGACCUUUAUUGUAGCAACGAUUUCCCCUUCUUCUCUAUGCAUAGAUGAAACGUUAAGUACACUAGAUUAUGUGUUUAGAGCAAAAAAUAUAAAAAAUAGACCUGAGAUUAAUGUAAAAACAACAAAGCAGUUAAAAAUAAAAGAUCUUAACAACGAAAUUGAAAAAUUGAAAAAUGCCUUAAAUCUUAGUCGAGAAAAAAGGGGUGUCUAUUUAGAUAACGAAGAAUAUAAUAAUAUACAAAAUUGUCUUAAAAAAAAUAAAGAAAUUAUAUUACAAAAGGAAAAGAUAUUAUUUGAAAAGAGUAAAAAAAUAAAAACAUUGUUAGAUAAAAUGGACUAUACAGAUGACAUGCAAAAUCAUAUUAUACAAUUACUGAAAGAUGUUCUUUCCAAAUAUAAAAAUAUUCAAUCGUUACAUGAUAUACUGAUUAACAAAAUUGUAGAGGAAAAAUAUGUGACAAGGUAUUUAACCGACGAAUUUCAUCUUGUUAAGGAAAAGUAUUACAGAAUUAUUGAAGCGUAUGAACAAGCACAGAGAAACAUGUCAAUUGCUAUUCAUGACAGAUUUGUUACCAUACGAAAUGGAAUUAUUAACGACACUACUCAAUUUAGCGAUCUGUGCAAAAGUGCGUCAGGAGUUUUGGUGAAGAUAAAAAAUUGUUUUGUCGAAAAUAAGCAGUCCAUGAUAAGAUCUAUAAAAACAUUUGAAAAAUUAAACAGUGAUUUGCAUUUUAAAAAAAAAGAUAUACUUAAUUUUGUUCUUGAUCAUUUAGAUAUUAUCGAAAAAUAUGAUCAAAAUUAUUUAUUCAUUAUUGAAAAAAUUAAAAAAAAAUUAUUAACAUGCAAGCUAAAAUUAUGUCCUGAUCAUAAUUUAUUAACUGUUCAGAAUUUUAGAAAUAAGCAACUUCCAUUUGAGGAUUUUUUCCCCUCUUUGAGCGAUGUGGGUGAAGAUCAAAACGUGGACGCCAAGGAAAAGGGGGGUAAGGCGAGAGGCAUCCCUUCUCUAGGUGAAGAGGUGGAGCAGUGCAUUGACAAGUCGGGGCACAAUAAAAAUGGCAGCAAUAACAUCAAUAACAGCUGUGGUGGUAGUGACAGUGGCGAAGUGUGUAGUGCUAAGGGGGAACAAAAAGGUGCAUCACCAGGUAAGGUAACUGAGAGCGAAGCCAAGGAUGAGGAGCGUACGGAUAGAGUAAGUGUGCUUCCAUUAAAUAACGAUACAAACGAAGUAAUAAAUUUUCCACUAAGGGAAAAGACCAUGUGCAUUCUGAGAGAGCUAACUAUUAAUAAUAAUGCAGGACUAGAAGUAGUAAAAAUAAUAGAUGACCAUUUUUCUAAAGAAGUUUAUGACACAGAAUCGAUAAUUGAAUAUAUCAAAAGUAUUAGUAGUGUGUUUAAUACAUUUUUAAAGUCAUCUAGUUUAUAUUUUAAAAAGAGUAUAGACGAGAAAGUUAAUAUUCUAAAUGAGGAAAAGAAAAUUUUUGAAAAUAUAAAUGUCAAGUUUUCUAAUGAUUAUGGUACAUUAGAAGAAGAACUAAGGAAUAGCAAAUAUAAUAUUAUACAUAAUUUUAAAAAAAAAUUAAAUUCAGAUAUAGAAAUAUUCCGAGAAGACGUUUUAGAGGAAAUAAAAAAUGUAUUAAGUAGUAAUAUAAAAAGAAUGAAUGAAAAGAUUGACAAUAAUUUAGAUCAAUUGAACAAAGAGUUACAUAAGGAUUGUUAUAAUAAACAUAAUGAAUUUUAUUCAAAUUAUAUGAAAUGGUUGGAUAAAUUCUUACAUGAAUAUAACGAUAAGAAUAUUAAUUAUCAUAAAGGCUUCUAUAAGUUCAAUGAUCAAUACAAUAAUAGAGUUGAUAUGUUUUACCCUCUCUUGGAGGAUGUAAUAACAGAAUUAAAGGAAAAAAUUGUACGGCAAGAUAAACAAGUUAAAAAUAAUAUUGUAAAUUUUAUUAAGUUAUACACAAACUUAAUAAAUAACAACAACAAACAUAUUGAUAAAGUAAUUCAACAAUUUGAACAUUAUGCAAGUAAAAAUAUAAAAGAGAAAAAAGAAUUCUAUCGUAAUAUGUCCACAAAAAUUAUUCAAGAAAAAAAGGAUCUAUCAGAAGUAGAAAAAGAAACGAAUUUGCACUCCUCAAUGUUUAAUGAAAAUAUCAUCACUUGGAAUAAAUUGGUCUAUGCGGAUAUAGAAAAUUGCUCCCUUCACAUAAGUGAAUUGAUGCAAAAUUUGGAAAAAAAGAAAUUCUACCUGGAGGAUGAUAUUAACUUGGCGACGGAGGUUCAAAUGGAGGGGAGUAUUAGCAAUGCGACUAGUAGCGGCAUUAGCGGUAUUAGCGGCAUUAGCGGUAUUAGCGGCAUUAGCGGUAUUAGCGGCAUUAGCGGUAUUAGCGGCAUUGGCGGUAUUAGCGGCAUUAGCGGUAUUAGCGGUAUUAGCGGCAUUAGCGGUAUUAGCGGCAUUAGGGGCAUUAGCGGUAGUGGUGGUAACUGUGGCAGUAGGAAUGAUGAUGAACAAACGAAGGCGAUAAAGAACAUUGGCGCUGAAAUUGAAAAGAUACGAACUCUUAUUAACACAGUUAACAGCAGCAUAGAUAACGUUGAAUGGAAAAAUGACGAUCCGCCGUACAAUGAUUCCCCUUACAAGCAUGACACAUAUUUUGAAAUUAAGCAAAAGCUACUAAAAGAAAUUGAAGAUAUUUCGUAUAGUAGAAACAUCGAUUUAAAAUGUCUGUUUGAAAAUAUAGACGAAAAUUUAAAUCUUAUUAUUAAUGACACCGAUUUUGCAAAGAACAAGGGAAUGAGUGGUGAAUACAAAAAUAUUUACCUGACUACGUCAGCUGAUAAUGGAAAUAGCGAGUUUUCUGAUAGUAAUGUUAACAAAUCACGUGUGUGCACAAGUAUUUCUACAAAUACCGUUGUAUAUGGAGGUGAGAAUAACAACUUAUAUUGUAUAGGUCUCCCUCUAAGCGAUAAGAAAAGCAUGAACUUUUCUAUAUCUGGAAAUGAAAACCUCAAAUUUUCUUAUGACUGUGUUCAGGAAAAAAAAAAAAAACAAUCCCAAUGUGAUGAAUAUAUUCAAAAUAACAACAUAAAACCCUUAAAUGUAUGCAAAAGAAAGAGAAACAAAAGUGUUGAUAACAUACGCACUCGAUUCAAUCCAUUUAACACGAAUGAAAUGAAAUUAUCUGCGGAUAAAAUUAAGGUAAUUGGAAAUAGCGUUGGCUCAAGAAAAAAUUCCCCUCAAUUGAAAAGACUCAAGGAGGACAACUGCAAAAGUGGAAGCGUCAAGCUUCUGAGGAAAUCUGAAGAUUAG